AGUAAUGGCAGAAGGAGAAAGCAUGCAGAGGAGAACAGCGCAGAGUGCGCAGCCGCUGCGCCCGAGGGCGGGAAUGACGCCGGCGCUGUUUUGAAAGCGUUAAGAAAAUGGAGCCCCCCUCGGAAGCAAAGUAAAAAAAUAAAGCAGAAAAAGUGUCCCCAAGAAGGCGACUUUCUUCUCCCAUUCACAUGUGCUGCCUCAGAGAGAGAGAGAGAGAGAGAGAGAGGUGGGUUUUGGAGCUCGACUGAAGGGCAAUGAACAGUUUUGUAGCCCCAGCAUGUAUAAAAGAUAGGAAAUUGAAGGAAAAAAUGGAGCGAGAAAGAACAACCCACGCCGAUUUCGUGUCUUCUGACAUUCCUUUCAUCCGGAAUUGUGUGUUCUGCAAGGCGUAAAUUUUUGGGAUCUUGAGCUACUCUGGAAUUGGGGAGGUGGUGGUGAACUAUGCAAGCAAGGUGCUGUUGAUUCAUUUGAUGCUUGACAUUGUAGAAUGGACCCUCGGAGUUGGCUGUGGAAGCGCAAAUCACCAGAGAAGAGCCCUGGUGAGACCGAGAGUUCGGGAUCAGUAUCCUCUCAUUCUGAGAGGUACUCGGAUGACCAGGAAGGCUUAAGGGCUUCUCCAAAUGAUACUUCAAUCCAUGCUGAUUCGCCAGAAAUUUCAUCCAAUAACUGUGAUGGUGAAGUUCAUGAAAGUGUGAAGAGAUUGACCGAGAAACUGUCAGCUGCUCUUCUGAACAUCAGCGCCAAAGAGGAUCUCGUCAAGCAGCAUGCUAAAGUCACAGAAGAAGCUGUUUCAGGCUGGGAGCAGGCAGAAGCUGAGGUUGCAGCUCUAAAGCAGCAGCUUGAAACUGCAGUCCAGAAGAACUCCGCCCUUGAAGAUAAUAUUAGCCAACUUGAUGGGGCCCUAAAGGAAUGUGUCAGGCAGCUCCGUCAAUUAAGAGAAGAGCAAGAAGAGAAAGUUUGUGAUUCCAUCACUAAGAAGACACAUGAAUGGGACUCCGAGAAGCAGGAGUUUGAGAAACAACUCGUGGAACUUAAAACACAGCUUGAAGAUGCAAAGACUGAAGCUGCGACACUUGAUCAUGAAUUUCAGGCAAGACUUGAAGCUGUUGAGAAAGAGAAUAUGGCUCUGAAGACCGAGCUCCACUCUCGAUCUGAAGAUCUUCAGGUUUUAUUGCUAGAGAGAGAGCUAAGCAAUAAAGCAGCAGAGACUGCAAGCAAGCAACACUUGGAGAGUAUAAAGAAGGUUGGUAAGCUUGAAGCUGAAUGCCAUCAAUUACGGAGUAUAAACCGUAGGUUAUCAUCUGUAAGCAAUCACAAGCCAAUUGCUAGCUCAGUUUGUGUCAAAUCUCUGACUGAUAGUCAAUCAGAUAGCAGUGAGCGGUUGAUUGGUAUGGAUAGUGAACAUGGCUGCUCAGACUUAUGGGCAUCUGCUUUAAUUGCUGAGCUUGAUCAGUUCAAGAAUGAGAAGGGUAGUUCAAGAAACCUCACCACGUCUGUAGAGAUUGAGCUUAUGGAUGAUUUCCUUGAGAUGGAAAGACUUGUUGCUUUGCCUGAGAUUGAUCAUGGAAGCUCUGGCUUUGGAGCAGAAGCUGAUUCCUUCCAAGUUGUCAGGAGAGACAGCCCUCCGAGGGUUGAAAAUGAAAUUCUGCAUCAUAGAUUGAUUGAGUUAGAAGAGAAAAUUGAGAGACUGGAACAUGAAAAAGCGGACUUAGAGAUAACUUUGGCUGACUCACACAAUCGGCUGGAUAUGUCUUGCAAUCUUCUGACAGCAGCUGAGGAUAAGAUAGUUGAACUGCAGAGAGAGAUAGAUUUGGCAGAUGAAUCAAAAGAAAUGGUCAGAAGUGAAGCUAUGAAUUUGGAGGGAAGGUGGAAAGAAUUGGAGACUCAGCUAGAGUCAGCCUCCUCGGAAAAUGUAAAGCUCUAUGCGAGGGUAUCUUUGUUGGAAGAAAGUUUUGAGGCUGAGAGAGCAUUGUCUGAUGAACUUAACUCUACGAUAAAGAUUUCUGAGGAUGCUAGACAGGCACUGGACUCUCAGCUCAAGUCAGCACAUCUGGAAGCCAGAAGUCUAAAUGAGAAAGUAGGACUAUUAGAAUGCCAGGUUAAGGAGGGAAGGGCAUUGUCUUCAGAAUUAGCAGCAAAAGAAGAGGCUUUUGAGGCAACAAGAAAGGCAUUGGAAUCUCAGCUCGAGCAUGCAAAUUCAGAAGUUCGGAUGCUACAGGAAAAGGCUAGUUUCUGGGAACUAAAAGCUGAGGAGGAGAUGAUAUUAUCUGCUGAAUUUGCAAUUAAACUAGAAGCCACUGAGGCAACAAGAAAGAAAUUGGAGCUUGAUCUCAAGUCAGCACACGAAUUUGCCACCGAAGUAGAGGCUGCGGAGACAGCAAAAAAGGCACUGGAAACUCAACUUGAAUCCGCACAUAUAGAAGUUGUGAAGCUGAGUAAAAAGGUAGUCUUGUUAGAAAGGCAAAUUGAUGAGGAAAGAGCAAUGUCUGCAGAAUUUGCGUCCAAGUGUCAUAAAUUGGAGGAUGAUUUGUUGAGGAUUAAAAGAGAAGCUGAUCUUUGGAGCGUUACAAACUCCAACCGAGAACGGAAGAUAAAACAGGAGAAAGAACUCGCUCUGGCUGCUGGUAAAUUGGAAGAAUGCCAGAAGACAAUAGCCUCUCUGAAUCAACAGUUAAAAUCAUUGACAACUUUGGAUGACUUAAUGUUCGAGGCUGUGCAGCCCGAACAUAACAUUGGCUUGGCAAAUCUUAGUGGUACCGAAGCCGAUGAUCUCUAUCACAUCGAUUCUUCAGAGGUAAUUGACAGUUUUACUAUUUCCAAUGGCAGAGAAAGGAGCUCACCUCAAUCUUCUCCGCGCUCUUUGCUUUCUCCUUCAUCCUCAAAUCUGUCCGAGUUUAUGAGAACAUUGUCUUGUAGCAGAAGCACCACUCUUUAGGUCGAAUAGGGGAUGAAAAUUUACAAGUUUAAACAACUUUGCUGUUCAAUAUAUAGCAAAUGUACAUCAAAGAGCUGGUGGUUACUGGUUUUUUAGGAUGCAAUCAGCAGUUGAUGGUUCUUCCUUUUUAUUCGGAAUGCAAGUUAAUUAGUUUGCGGUGAUU
Messenger RNA from Musa acuminata AAA Group (dessert banana), 3098 nucleotides. RefSeq names its product filament-like plant protein 3. The record is from RefSeq and is a predicted model, not a curated record. The transcript has 5 exons. The coding region runs from base 488 to 2935 and encodes 815 amino acids. Lineage: Eukaryota; Viridiplantae; Streptophyta; Magnoliopsida; Zingiberales; Musaceae.